Molecule: messenger RNA, 3490 nt
Organism: Bufo gargarizans (Asiatic toad)
Lineage: Eukaryota; Metazoa; Chordata; Amphibia; Anura; Bufonidae
Product: gastrula zinc finger protein XlCGF26.1-like
Exons: 7
Coding region: 151-2043 (630 amino acids)
Biological process (GO): regulation of DNA-templated transcription
Source: RefSeq, a predicted model, not a curated record
GCACUUCCCACAUUUGUGACCAUGAAGGAGCAUGUGACCAGAAACAUCACAGACCUCCUUCUCACAACUCCACUCUAGCAUCUACCGAGGUGAGAUCUGCAGGUUCCCAGGUACAAGACUCUCAUAGCUAAAACUUUCUUUUGAAAGACAAUGGUCCUUUCCAUUGAUGAUCCACCAAGGAUGGAGAAGGACAGAAACUACAUGGCUGCAAGGAUAUUAGACCUCACCCUGGAGAUCAUCUCCUUGAUAACUGGAGAGGAUUACACAGUAGUGAAGAAGUCGUCUGGUGAGUGUGUGACACCCCGUGUGUCAGGAGGAUGGAGCAGGACCCAGAGUCCCAUCACGGAGCCUCUACCUCAUUCCCUGAUACAUGAGCAGAAGAUCCUAGAACUUACCACCAGGAUCACUGAGCUGCUGAGCGGAGAGGUUCCUAUAAGGUGUCAGGAUGUCACUGUCUAUUUCUCCAUGGAGGAGUGGGAGUAUUUUGAAGAGCACAAGGAUCUGUACAAGGACGUCAUGAUGGAGAAUCACCAGUCCCUCACAUCACUGGAUGGAUCCAGUCAGAGAAAUCCACCAGAGAGUUUUCCCAGUCCUCAGUAUUCACAGGACUGUCCAGAAGAGAAAGCAAAUGUCCCACUGGAUCAUCAGGAAAGUUCUGGAGGAACGAUGAGUGGACUCGAAGAACCCAUAUCAGUGUCUGUGAAUGGUAAGGACAUCUUUAAUGGACAUCUCCUUUUAUCCGAAGACGUAAACAGUAUCGCACAAGUUAAUUCAGUAUCUCCUAAUACAGCCCAUCGCAGUAGAGAUCUAUCCACCAAUAACACUGUUCACAAAAAACUUUGGUCUAAUCAAUCACUGACUGGGAACACAAGAACAGGACAUGGGCAGAUAUUACAUGGCAAACACUUUAGAAAGAAAUCUAAUCGAUCUUUACAUGAAAGGCCAUUUUUAUGUUCACAAUGUGGGAGGUGUUUUAGCAGGAAAUCACAUCUUGUGGAACAUCAAAGAACCCACACAGGAGAGAAGCCAUUUUCAUGUCCUAAAUGUGGAAAGUAUUUUAGUCAGAAAUCAAGUCUUAGCGAACAUCAAAGAGUUCACACAGGGGAGAAGCCAUAUACAUGUUCUGAAUGUGGGAAAUGUUUUAGAAGGAAAUCAAUUCUUACAGAACAUCUAAGAACUCACACAGGAGAGAAGCCGUUUUCAUGUCCUGAGUGUGGAAAGUAUUUUAGUCAGAAAUCAAAUCUUAGGGAACAUCAAAGAAUUCACACAGGGGAGAAACUAUUUUCAUGUUCCGAAUGUGGACAACCUUUUAGUCAAAAAUCAAGUCUUGUUAUACAUCAUCUGAGAACUCACACAGGAGAGAAGCCGUUUUCAUGUCCUGAAUGCGGUAAAUGUUUUAGUCGAAAAUCAAAUCUUGUGGAUCAUCUCCGAAUCCACACAGGGGAAAAGCCAUUUUCAUGUUCAGAAUGUGGGAAAUGUUUUGUGCAGAAAUCGGGUCUUGUUGAACAUCAGAGAAUGCACAGAGGAGAGAAGCCAUUUUCUUGUUCAGUGUGUGGGAGGUGUUUUAGUCAGAGAUCAUUUCUUGUGAGACAUCAGAGAAUCCACACAGGAGAGAAGCCGUUUUCAUGUUCAGAAUGUGGGAAAUGUUUUAGACAGAAAUCAGUUCUUGUUAAACAUCAUCUGAGAACACACAGAGGGGAGAAACCAUUUUCUUGUCCUGAAUGUGGGAAAUAUUUUGGUCAGAAAUCAUAUCUUGUGGAACAUCUACGGAUCCACACAGGAGAGAAGCCAUUUUCUUGUUCAGAAUGUGGGAAAUGUUUUUCCCAAAAAUCUGUUCUUGUUAAGCAUAACAGAAUUCACACAGGGGAGAAGCCAUAUUCAUGUUCUGAAUGUGGGAAAUGUUUUAGUGGGAAAUCAUGUCUUACAGAACAUCUAAGAACUCACACAGGAGAGAAGCCGUUUUUAUGUUCAGAAUGUGGGAAAUGUUUUAGACAGAAAUCAGGACUUGUUAAACAUCGGAGAAGUCACAUAGAGGAAAUGUAAGAACAGGUGGGGUGCUUCAUUGUUAGACCUGCUGCCUAGGAUGCCUUCUGAUGAAUUACCUAACCAAUUUAGAACCUGUGCUGUAACAAGAUGGUGUUUCAAAGGAUUUAUCCUGCAAUAUAUAUAUUGAUGACCUCUGAAUAGGUUUUCAAUAUCAGAUUGGUCGGUGCCCGCCACCAGGGGCCCCUGGCGAUCAGCUUUUAAAAGAGGCCAGCACUUCGUGAGCGCCGUGGCCUCUUCCUAGGCGAUAUCAUGUCACUGUACAUUGGUCACAUGACCUAGUUGCAGCUCAGCCCCAUUAAAGUGAAUGAGGCUGAGCUACAAUACCAAGCACAGCCUCUAUACAAUGUAUGCCUCUGUGCUUGGAAAGCUGCCGAAUUCCGAUGAGUGGGGGUGCCAGGAUUCGGACCUCAGCCAAUGUGACAAUGAUGACCAAUCGUGAAGAUACAGUAGGUCAUCAUUAUCAAUUCCUGGAUAACCUCUCUAACUCUUAGGCUACUUUCACACUAGGAAUUUUUACGGAUCCAUCAUGGAUCUGCAAAAACACUUCCGUUACAACAAUACAACCGCAGGCAUCUGUCGUGAACGGAUCCGGUUGUAUUAUGUCUUCUAUAGCCAUGACGGAUCCGUCAUGAACACCAUUGAACGUCAAUAGGGGACGGAUUAGGUUUCUAUUGUGGAAUUAUAUAUAGAAUAGAUGGGCACUCAGCAGUCAGAGUCACACAGAAAUCUGAAAUAAUGUAAAGAUGCAAUUUAAUGCGACACUUAUAUAAAACAACAGAUAAAUAGAUGAAACAGUGUAUGGAAUAUGCAUAAAAAUGUCAAAUAAAUAUCAAGUAUCACCUAAGGAACCGCAGCUGAAGGAGAAAAGUAUUAAAUCAAAUGUCCAAAAAUGGUUAAUGGUACAACCAGUCCUAAGCCGCUAGCGAUCGAUUGAUCGUGUGCGCACAAGAGAUUCCAAUGUGCAGUGCGGACAGCAACAUGUAGGAUACUUCAAUACAUUAAAGAAAGUUUGUGGCGUCCCACGUUCGGAUGUAUAUAACAGUUAUCGACACCCACACAGCAGGACAGAAUACAGAGAGUAUGUACUUAUCUCUCCAGAUGCUGUCUUUCUUUCAGCCAUCCGCUGGUAGCUUCUGCAGCAGCAAGAGCAAGAGGACUGUCUGCUGUGAAGUGCGUAUACGGCGUCCCACGUGUCUGAGACUCCAGUUUCGGCGUCCCACGUGUCUGAGACUCCACUUUCGGCCUCCCACGUGUUUCAGACUUCAAUUUGGAGUUCGGUAAGUUUUACAGCCCAGACACUAUAACUCCAGAAACCCACGUAUUAAUCAGAUCUUUUUUCGGGUACUUGCUUGGCUAUUCUCAGAACUCCAUAGAAAUGAAUGGAGCAUGCUGGGAGUCGUAGUUUCCCCACAGCUGAAAUGCCGGAGGUUAGCCAUCACUGACC